AUGGCAGCUAUACCGAUUAUUGUCAAACACGCCGGCAAGCGCCACGAAGUCGAGCUCGAUCCUACAUCCAACGGCGAAACACUCAAGUACCAACUCUUCUCCCUGACUGGUGUGGAACCUGACCGCCAAAAGGUUUUGGUCAAAGGUGGCCAGCUUAAAGAUGAUACGCCUCUUUCGUCCCUUAAUGCCAAACCCGGACAGAUGUUCAUGAUGAUGGGCACCCCGUCGGGAGGUCAAGGUUCCGUUGACCUUGGUCGGCCAAAGGAGACUGUCAAAUUCCUGGAAGACAUGACCGAGGCCGAGGUGGCACGACAGGAGGGUGCCACCCCUGCCGGUUUGCAAAACCUGGGAAACACUUGCUACCUCAACUCUUCCCUACAAACCUUGCGGAGUGUCCCGGAGCUUCAGGAGGAGCUCAUGCGGUAUCGGCCAAGUGGAGGAGCUGGGCAAUCGAAUCUAUCGGACCUCAGCAGCUUUGGUAUUGGCGGCCUUGGGGGUUCUCGGGAUUUGGCCGCUUCUCUACGAGAUCUGUUCAAGCAAAUGUCCGAGACGCAGGAGGGCAUUCCUCCACUGAUGUUCCUCAAUGCUCUCCGAGCCGUCUUCCCUCAAUUCGCCCAGCGUGACCGAAAUGGACAAGGAUACUCCCAGCAGGAUGCCGAGGAGGCUUUCUCCCAGAUCUUGAACCAGUUGCGGACCAAGUUGACCAUCACCGAGGGCGAGGGAGACUCUGCUACUACCACCUCAUUUGUAGAUAAGUAUCUCGCGGGCCAAUUCGAAUCUACCACGGAGUGUCAGGAUCCCGCCGCUAAGGAACUCGGCGAGCAACCGAGUCAAAGUUCUGAUGUUUUCUACAAACUUGACUGUCAUAUCGGAAAAGAAACGAACCACCUGCAGGAUGGAAUUUUGGCUGGACUCGAAGAGGAACUCGAGAAAAACUCUCCUCUUUUGGAGCGCAAUUGUGUGUACAAAAAGCGGUCUCGCAUCGCACGACUGCCCAAGUACCUCACAGUGCAUUUUGUCCGAUUUUACUGGAAGCGCGAGACACAGAAAAAGGCCAAGAUCAUGCGCAAAGUGACUUUCCCUGCCGAGUUGGAUGUCGUGGAGUUCUGUACCGAGGACCUCCGAAAGCAGCUCAUCCCUAUUCGUGACAAGGUUCGCGAGAUCCGCAAGGAGGAGCUGGAGGUCGAACGUUCUCAGAAACGUCAGAGAGUUGCGGAAGAGCGCGCAGAGCGUCAGAAGAAAGAGACCAACCUAGGCGAAAGCGUGGAGCCGAUGCAGAAGAAGCAGGCCACCGAGGAGAACAAGGCUAAAGUCAACGACAAGGACGGCGAUAGCCAGAUGGAGGAAACUUUCAAAACCGAUGCCGAGUACGAAGCAGAACGAACGGAAUCUAUCCGCGUUGCUAAGAAAGAGCUCCAAGAACUUAUCAACCAACGGGGUGCUGGAGACAGCGGAACCAACCAAUCUGGUCUGUAUGAGCUUCGCGCCGUGAUUACCCACCAGGGUGCUAGCGCCGACAGCGGUCACUACACGGCAUAUGUCAAAAAGCAGGAGCGGGAUGAGCCUCAGACAGGUAGCAAGCGCCGCGAGGCAGACGACAAGUGGUGGUGGUUCAACGACGACACAGUGACUGAGGUGGAGGCACAAAGAUCGAGACCCUUUCGGGUGGUGAGGAAUGGCAAUGUGACCACCAUGAUCCAUUAUCGCAGCAUACUCCAGUCGGCACUUCGCCAAUCCUCGAUACAGACACAAAGCUUUUGGCGACCAGCGGUCAGAAACGUCAGCACCGCGGCACAACCAAAUGCAUCACGAGCAACAUCGCGUUGGACGCGCCGCUUAAUCUAUGCCGGCAUCUUUGGAACACUUGGCGUCGGUGCAGGGCAAUGGCUGGACAACAAAAUUGCAGCGCCACCGGCUCCUGGGACAUUAGAGGACCAAAUGGAGCUUCAGGAACUCCAACGAGUGUUCGACAUUGGACUCCCCAUUGUGCAGGAGCUGCGCCGUAACCCCGAUUACGAGGAAAAAGACGUCUACGAAAAUUUUGCGGAUAAGCACAAAACCCAUCGACUGACAUCUGGCCCCUUGGCUGGCAGUAGGGGCUUGGGAUUACAGAAAGUUUUUUGGAACGAGAAAGAGAAGAAAAUCGUUAGCGUGGUCUUUUUAGGACCAGGCCUCGAAGGCUGGCCAACCAUGGUCCAUGGGGGCGCGCUUGGCACUGUGGUCGAUGAGAACAUGGGGCGCAUAGCCAUUCGGCACUUCCCAGCACGAACAGGGGUCACUGCCAAUCUCGAACUCAACUACCGGGCGCCAGUCUACUCGGACAAUUUCUAUACCCUGCAAACAACCCUGGAUCAGGAACGGAGCACGGAUACCAAAGCAUAUGCCAACUGUGAGGUCCGUGACAUGGCAGGCCGACUAUGUGUUGAAGCAACGGGACUUUUCGUUGUUCCCAAGACACUCAAGCUGAGCAUGAUUGGGGAAUAUUUCUGA
Messenger RNA from Penicillium concentricum, 2490 nucleotides. RefSeq names its product Peptidase C19 ubiquitin carboxyl-terminal hydrolase 2. Bases 1 to 2490 code for a protein of 829 amino acids. The record is from RefSeq and is a predicted model, not a curated record. The transcript has 4 exons. Gene Ontology annotation, biological process: protein deubiquitination; regulation of proteasomal protein catabolic process; proteasome-mediated ubiquitin-dependent protein catabolic process. NCBI's taxonomy places the organism in Eukaryota, Fungi, Ascomycota, Eurotiomycetes, Eurotiales, Aspergillaceae. Gene Ontology annotation, molecular function: cysteine-type deubiquitinase activity; proteasome binding; protein binding.